Dicentrarchus labrax (European seabass) is the source of this 5220-nucleotide messenger RNA. RefSeq names its product integrin, alpha 11b (gene itga11b). The record is from RefSeq and is a predicted model, not a curated record. The coding region runs from base 53 to 3658 and encodes 1201 amino acids. Gene Ontology annotation, biological process: integrin-mediated signaling pathway; cell-cell adhesion; cell-matrix adhesion. Gene Ontology annotation, molecular function: integrin binding. Lineage: Eukaryota; Metazoa; Chordata; Actinopteri; Moronidae. The transcript is spliced from 30 exons. Gene Ontology annotation, cellular component: external side of plasma membrane; integrin complex.
CACACACACACACACACACACACUCUCAGUAUUUUCUUCUUCAUCCUCACUCAUGGAUUAUUGCCGCCUUUUUGUUCUGCUGCUGUCGACCUGCAGCUUCCUGCCAGAUCUUCAGCUCUGCUUCAACUUCGACACAAAGAACUUCAAGAUCUUCUCUGGUUCCAAAGAAAACCAGUUUGGGUACACAGUCCAGCAGCACGAGGCGGGAGGACGCCAGUGGUUGCUGGUUGGAUCUCCCUUCGAGUCCACAGGGAAGCAGCAGACUGGUGAUGUGUUCAGAUGUCCUCUGGAUGCCAGGAACUCUGCAAACUGCACCCGACUCCACCUGGGGAAACUUUCUCUGGACAACGUGUCCGAGAGGAAAGACAAGAUGAGGCUGGGAAUGACGCUGACCUCCAACCCGAAGGACAGCAGCUUCGUGACCUGUGGGCCACUCUGGUCUCAUGAAUGUGGAAGUUCCCUGUACAGCACAGGAAUCUGUUCCAGAGUCAGCAGAAACUUCAGACUGUCCCACACCAUCACACCCGCCCUGCAGAGAUGUGAGACGUUCAUGGACAUCGUGAUCGUUCUGGAUGGUUCUAACUCGAUCUACCCGUGGUACGAGGUCCAGGACUUCCUCAUCAACAUCCUGCACAAGUUCUACAUCGGCCCAGGUCAGACGCAGGUUGGCGUGGUUCAGUACGGCUCCACGGUGGUCCACGAGUUCAGUCUGGGUGAGUACGAGACGGUGGAGGAAGUGGUGGAGGCCGCCAGGAGCAUCGACCAGCGGGGCGGCGAGGAGACGAGGACGGCGCUCGGCAUCAACGUGGGGAGGUCGGAGGCGUUCAGGCGUGGCGGACGGCCCGGCGCCCAGAAGGUGAUGAUCGUGAUCACAGACGGAGAAUCUCACGACAGUCCGCAGCUGCUGCAGGCCGUCACCGACAGCGAGAGAGACAACAUCACCAUGUACGCCAUCGCUGUUCUGGGUUAUUACAACCGCCGGGGAAUCAACCCCGAAGCCUUUCUGAAGGAGAUCAAGUUCAUCGCCAGCGACCCGGAUGAGAAGCACUUCUUCAACGUGACGGACGAGUCGGCACUGAAGGACAUCGUGGACGCGCUGGGAGAGAGAAUAUUCUCUCUGGAAGGGACCAGCACUCAGGGUCGAGGCUUUGGUCUGCAGAUGGCUCAGGCUGGUUUCUCCUCACAUUUAGUCAAAGACGGCAUUCUGCUCGGGGCGGUGGGCGCCUACGACUGGAACGGUGCCGUGUUGAAGGAGACUAAACAUGGAAAAGUCGUCCCACCAAAAUCCUCCUAUAAGGACGAGUUUCCAGAGGAGCUGAAGAACCACGGCGCCUAUCUGGGUUACUCGGUGGGUUCGCUCAUUUCGUCUCGCGGCUUUCAGCUCUAUGUGGCCGGAGCUCCGAGGUUCAACCACACGGGGAAGGUCAUCGUCUUCACCCUGAAGAACACCGGAAACCUGACCAUCCUGCGGGCGCUGCUGGGAGAGCAGAUCGGUUCGUAUUUCGGCAGUGAGUUGUUAUCAAUGGACGUAGACGGCAACGGACAAACGGACGUUCUCCUGGUGGCGGCGCCCAUGUUCUACAGCCAGGGCUGGGAGAGAGGGAAGGUUUACCUCUACUCUGUUACCCCACAGACGUCGUUCGUCCUGCAGGGGGCGCUGGAGGUUACCGACCACUCCCAGAACUCCCGGCUGGGUUCGGCGCUGGCUCAGAUACCCGACAUGAAUGGGGACGGGUUCAGGGAGCUGGUGGUGGGAGCGCCGCUGGAGGACGACCACCAGGGGGCGGUCUAUGUCUUUUAUGGCCAAGACAAAACCAUCCAGCACCAGUUCAGACAGCGUCUGUCUGCAGCCGGGUUUUCUGCCGGUCUGCAGUAUUUCGGCCAAAGUCUUCACGGUGUUUUGGACGUCAAUGGAGACGGGCUCGUAGACCUCGCCGUGGGAGCGCUGGGAGCUGCUGUCAUCAUCUGGUCUCGUGGUGUGGUGCGGAUUCAGGCCAAACUGACCUUUGAACCUGAGAAGGUCAACAUCUUUAACAAAGACUGUCGGCGAGGAGGGAAGGAGGUCACCUGCAUGUCUGUGACGGUCUGUCUGAGUCUGGACUCCAGGACGAAGACGAGGACGAAGAGCAGGACAGAUGUUGCUGCUUGGUACAGUCUGCUGCUGGAUGAGAGGCGUUUUCCUCCUCGAGCUGUUCUGGACGAAUCAGACCGACAGCAGCCUAGGACUCUGUUCCUGCAGGCCGGAAGGCAGAGCUGCCAACGCCUCGUCUUCUCCAUCCAGGAGACGACAGAUUACGGACGUCCCAUCGCAGUUGUCCUGGAGACAGGGUUGCAGAGCCCAGACGAAGGGCCGGUGUUGGACCCGGACUGGCCGAGCAUCGUGAGGACCGAGCUUCCCUUCUGGAAUGGCUGUGAGCAGGAAGAUACCUGCGUUCCCGACCUCAUCCUCCACAGUCACACUGACCUCAUGGAUGUUCAGCAGUUCUGCAGCUCCAGGGACCGGGCCGCCUGGGCACUCUGCAGCCAUCAGGGGGCGUCACAGGGCUCAGUGUACGUGGUGGAGAGCGGGCGGAGGAGGAUGGUGGUGUUUGCCCGACUGGAGAAUCAGGGAGAGAAUGCCUAUGGAGCCGCCAUCCACAUCUCCACCUCCUCCAACCUCCUGUUCUCCAGCCUCAUCGUCAAGGACCAAUCUGAUAUUCAGAUUGAGUGUUACUCCGAGGACAGGCUGGCCAAUCAGAGGAGCUGUAACAUCAGCGCUCCCUUCAUGAAGUCUUUGUCCCAGGUAUCUUUCCGUCUGGAGUUUGAGUUCAGUCGUUCUGUCUUCCUGGAUCACGUACGUGUCGCCAUGGCGACCACAAGUGAGGGAGAAGAGGGAUACCCAGACGACAACAUCAAUGACAUCUUCCUCCCUCUGAAGUACCAAACCGACCUCCUCUUCACCAGAGACCCCAACCCUCCUCGAUUUGAGAUCAAAGCAGACAGCUCUUCUUCCUCCUCCUCUUCAUCCUGGGACCAACCAGGCAGCAGCUCUCCCACCUUCAACCUCACUUAUUAUAUCCAGAACCUGGGAAUCUUCUCCGUGCAGGACCUCCUGUUCAGGGCUGAUAUCUGGGCUGUGACCCGGCAGGGGAACCAGCUAGUGAACGUCACAGACUACAGCAUCGAGCAGCAGGUCGCUGGGUCUCACUGCACGUUGCCUCAACCCAGAACAACCAAUCAGGUCACAGCUGAGGACCUGUCUCACCUGUCACAGCUGAACCGCAGUACCAGCACCAGCAUGGCGGUCCAGUGCAGACUGAACCUGCCGGCCUCCAGAGAGCUGAAGGUGACGCUCAGAGGAAGACUGCAUCUUCCCACUCUGCUCGCCGUGAGCUUCAGGUCUUUGGAGUUGCUGACUGCUGCCUCCGUCCAGCUGGAAGCGUCUAGUCCGAUGUUCCUCCAGGAGGACAGACCUGUCCGACAGAUAAUCCUGGAGCUGAGGAAGGAGGAGGAUUACAGCGUCCCCGUCUGGAUUAUACUGGGGAGCUCACUGGGAGGCCUGCUGCUACUGGCCUUACUGGUCCUGGCCCUGUGGAAGCUCGGCUUCUUCAACAGACAGAGGAGACAGGAGGAGGAGGAGCAGCCUGUAGCCAAUGGGAAGGCGGCAGAGGAGCUAUAAAGUGUGGACGACAGCGAUGCUGAGUUCAGUCGGUCCUCGUCAACUUAUAAAGUCACAACAUCAGAUCAGUAAAGGUUUGAAUCACUGACUUGUUACAGGCACUUAGAGACACAACGGGACCAUUAACUGUGGGACCACUUCCUGAUGGUGACUUCAUGGGUUGAUGAGGAUCACCUGAAUGCAUCACGAGCCUCCACCUGUCACUCAGGGACCCUGAUGCCCCGCCCCCCAGCCAGAGGCUCUACCAGUUACAGUGAGCCAAUCAGCCAAUUAAUCAAUCACUCAGCCACGUCCUCAAACCAUGUUCUAAGUAAGCAGAAAGUAAAAAAACUCAAUUACAUGUUAAAAUCUUACUUAAAGCUCCCGUAUGUAACGUUCAUUAAACUGUAGUUAACAGCGCCACCAGUGGCCGUUCAUUAAACUGUAGCUAACAGCGCCACCAGUGGUCGUUCAUUAAACUGUAGCUAACAGCGCCACCAGUGGUCGUUCAUUAAACUGUAACUAACAGCGCCACCAGUGGUCGUUCAUUAAACUGUAGCUAACAGCGCCACCAGUGGUCGUUCAUUAAACUGUAGCUAACAGCGCCACCAGUGGUCGUUCAUUAAACUGUAGCUAACAGCGCCACCAGUGGUCGUUCAUUAAACUGUAGCUAACAGCGCCACCAGUGGUCGUUCAUUAAACUGUAGCUAACAGCGCCACCAGUGGUCGUUCAGUGAACUGCAGUCAGUGUCCUGUUGCAUCAUCCUGGGCGUCGGCCAACAGAGACAAACACUGAACGCUGUAAAAUAACUGACAAUCAUAUUUAGAAUAACGUUACUAUCUGCAAUGUUCCUAUAUUUUAUUUGGACCGUUAGCUCCAUGCUAAUAACUAGCUCGCUGUUUACAAAUCAGCCAUCACCACGAAGCAAUUAUGUUUUCAUCAUGAAUGUCUUUAGAUUGCACUGAAACCUGAAGUCGAUCCAAUCAAUUCCCCAGGAGUUUGUUAAAAUACAGCACAUGAAAAUGACAAAAACUGCAUACAACUUGGUCAAUAAAUCAAAAUGGCUGACUUCCUGUUGGGUUUACGAUAAGGCUUUUUUGUAGGUCAGGACACAUUUUAUACACCUACCGAUUUUGCGGCUGACGUUCUGUUAUAGUAAUAAUCUGCAUUAAACUCUCUGUCCAACCAUAUGAUGAUGUCAUGAUGUUGCAGUUUAUUGAUGCGAUUUCAUAAGAAAAGAAAAAAAUGAGACCUGUUAAAAUAAAAGUGAUAAGUGUCUUUUACACUGUGUCUGAGGACAAUAAGAGACAACACGAGACUACCUACGGCUGAUUUUCCUCUUUUAUACUAAUGGAAAUUGUAAAUGCAUCUUACGAACACAUAUUGUAUAUUAUUUCUAAAUUUAUAUCUGAUGCACUUUUUUUGUAUAAAGUCAAACUUGAACUUUUUUGUAAAUAUAAACUUGUGUAUGAAUUAAUAAGGAUAGUGGCAUUAUUGUUUCUGCAGUAGAGUUUCUACAGUGGAUGUACGCCUUGUUCACUAUUUGUGUUCAUAUUGGAAUAAAGAAUAAAGAAGAAACGUA